Molecule: messenger RNA, 1582 nt
Organism: Bombus impatiens (common eastern bumble bee)
Lineage: Eukaryota; Metazoa; Arthropoda; Insecta; Hymenoptera; Apidae
Gene: Pex19
Product: peroxisomal biogenesis factor 19
Exons: 5
Coding region: 275-1141 (288 amino acids)
Biological process (GO): protein import into peroxisome membrane
Cellular component (GO): peroxisomal membrane; peroxisome
Source: RefSeq, a predicted model, not a curated record
ACCCAUGUACUUUUUUCUUGAAAGAACCCAAGAAACAACGUAACAGGAUCAAAAGAAUAUGUCGUUGUUUUAAAAUUACAAUCGAUUCUCCAUUAAUAUUAACUGGUAUUAGAAAUCAGAGAAUUCAUUUAUUCAUGUUUCGUCCACAUACAUACGUAUGUUGAUAUAUGUAAACGAUGAUAAAGCUAUAACGUUUUGUUGCAUAUAUUUUAAGUUUCAUAUUUUCGCAUAGUGAUUUAAGGUUUAACGAUAAAAUUACAAAACGAUAGCAGCUAUGGCUGACGAAAACUCAACAAACCAAACGGAAGAUCAAGAAUUAAACGAUUUGUUAGACAGUGCUUUGAAGGACUUCAACAAAGAACAAAUAUCAGAUAAAGAGGAUAUGUGUAAAACAGAUACUUUAGAAUCUACAACAGAUAAGAACACAACUGAUAUAUCGGAAGAUGCUUGGACUACAGAUUUUGUUAAACAAGCAGCAGAACAAUUUGUAGAAAGCCUACGAAAUUUCAUUCAAAAUGAAACAGAUAGCGAAUUAGGAGUUUCUCCUCAAAGGAUGGCACAGACAGUUGCUAGUGCGAUAAACAACGAAGAAACCUUUGAUAAAGAUAGUGUGAGUAGAGACUUUCAAACUGCCAUUGCACAAGCAUUAAACGACUUGUCUACGACGUCCGAAAACUUACAGAGCGAUGCUGAUUUAUCUGAAAUGUUUGGACUAGCAUCCUUGGAAGAUGGGCCAGGUGCCAUUCCACCAUUCAUGCAAGGAAUGCUACAGCAUUUAUUGUCAAAAGAAAUUUUGUAUCCGUCACUAAAAGAAUUAGUAGAUAAGUAUCCUGAAUGGUUAGAAGAGAAGAAGACAGUGAUAUCGUCGAGUGACCUUCAGAGGUUUAGAAAACAGCUUGAAUUAAUGCAGCAGGUAUGUAUGGAACUCGAUAAAGAGAAAGAUGAUGAUACGGAAGAAGUGAAAAAGAAACGUUUCGAAACGAUAAUAUCAUUUAUGCAAGAAGUGCAAGCUUGUGGUCAAUUACCUGAAGAAUUAAUAGGAGAACAGACAACGCCUUUUCAAACUGAUAAUGAGGGCGAUCCUGUGAUUCCAGCGUUACUACGCAGCAUGGAAACACCGCAGAAUUGUUGCUUAAUGUAAAUCCAUCCUAAUAAUUAUUCUUCGACCUCUGCGUUUAUAAUAAUACAAGAGGUUGUUGUUUAAAAUAAAAUAUCGAGGUAAAUAAUGAAUUGGGAUGUUCAAUCCAUGAAUCUUUUAGAUGUAUUGUAAUAUACAUAUAUAGCAUAUAAUAUACAUGUAUUACAAUAUACAUAUCUGCUAUAAGGGAUAUAUGGAAGACUAUUUAACAUAAUUUAUUAUUCUCGAUAAUGAUAUUUAUCAGUACAUCAUGUUUGUAAAUAGUAAUGUUCCUUGUAUGCGAGUAUAUACGUGCGUACGUAUGUACGUAUAUGUAUUGCUGCAAACAUUAGAUAUUUUUUGUAUACGCUUGAAAAUAAUAGAACACUAUUACAUUUGUAAAGAGCGAAACUUGAUUAUUUUCAGUGGAACUUUCAACAAUAGACAAAAUCCAUGAUAAUUGCA